This is a messenger RNA of Myripristis murdjan (pinecone soldierfish), 6177 nucleotides long. It is a transcript of the gene lamb2l, whose product is annotated as laminin, beta 2-like. The coding region runs from base 1 to 5526 and encodes 1841 amino acids. Gene Ontology annotation, biological process: animal organ morphogenesis; tissue development. The transcript has 34 exons. The record is from RefSeq and is a predicted model, not a curated record. NCBI's taxonomy places the organism in Eukaryota, Metazoa, Chordata, Actinopteri, Holocentriformes, Holocentridae.
AUGCCCGUCAUGGCUGUGUAUCUGAGCCUCCUCGUGUUGGCUCUCGGUGUGUCUGGACAGGAACUCCCAUCAGGCCCUCACGGCUGCACGGAGGGAAGCUGUUACCCAGCAACAGGAAACCUUCUGAUUGGACGAGCCGUCAACCUGUCCGCCACUUCCACCUGCGGCCUGAACGGGCCAGAGCACUAUUGCAUUGUCAGCCACCUGCAGGAGUCAGACAAAUGUUUCCAGUGUAACUCUCAGCAUCCGUACGACCCGCUCCGUCACAGAAACAGCCACCGCGUCGAAAACGUGAUCUCCCUCAUGGACGACGAGAAAAACAUCACCUGGUGGCAGUCCGUCAAUGGACAGGAGAGCGUCAGCAUCCGACUGAACCUGGAGGCUGAAUUCCACUUCACACACCUCAUCAUGAAGUUUAAGACGUUCAGACCUGCAGCCAUGCUGAUCGAGCGCUCGGCCGACUUUGGCCGCACGUGGCGCCCGUACCGCUACUUCGCCUACAACUGCACCAAGACGUUUCCCAGCAUCCCCGCCAACGGCCUGCACCACAUCAACGACGUCAUCUGCGAGGAGCGCUACUCCGACAUCGAGCCCUCCACCGAGGGAGAGGUGAUUUAUAAAGUUUUGGAUCCUGCCAUUCAUGUGAAAGACCCAUACAGCUUGGAUAUUCAAGAGCUGCUGCGCAUCACCAACCUGCGUAUCAAUUUCACCAAGCUUCACACUCUGGGAGACGACCUGCUGGACCGCCGCUCCGACGUCCUGCAGAAGUAUUACUACGCCAUUCAUGAGCUGGUGGUCAGAGGGAGCUGCUUCUGCUACGGCCACGCCUCAGAGUGCGCCCCCGUGCCGGGCGUCCACAACCGGGAGAGCGGCAUGAUCCACGGUCGCUGCGUGUGCAAACACAACACUGAGGGUCUGAACUGUGAACGCUGCCGAGAUUUCCACAACGACCUGCCAUGGAGACCGGCUGAGGCAAACAACCCACACACCUGUAGAGAGUGUAACUGUAACGGCCACUCCAGCCAGUGCCACUUCGACAUGGCCGUGUAUUUGGCCACGGGCAACGUCAGCGGCGGAGUGUGUGACGACUGUCUGCACAACACCAUGGGACGCAAGUGUGAGAUGUGCAAACCCUUCUACUUCCAGGAUCUCAGCAGAGGCAUCAGAGACCCCCGGGUCUGUGCCGCCUGUGACUGUGACCCGGUGGGCUCGUUGGAGGGGGGAGUGUGUGACAGCCACACUGACCCGGACAUGGGGAUGAUCGCCGGACAGUGUCGCUGUAAAGUCAACGUCAAGGGCACUCGCUGCGACUACUGCAAAGAGGGCUACUACGGGCUCAGCCAGAACGACCCGCUCGGCUGCCAGCCGUGUAACUGUGACCCUCGCGGCAUCAUCAUGAUGGGCGCUCCCUGCGACCAGAUUAGCGGGGACUGCUCCUGCAAAAGAUACGUCACGGGACGCUACUGCAACCAGUGUCUGCCUGAAUACUGGGGACUCAGUAAUGACCUGGCCGGCUGCAGACCAUGUGACUGCGACUUUGGUGGAGCCUACAACAACAGGUGCAUGGUGGAAAGUGGCCAGUGUGACUGCAGGAGGCAUCUGAUUGGUCGACAGUGUUCAGAGGUGCAGCCUGGGUAUUUCUGUGCUCCACUGGACUACUAUAAAUACGAGGCUGAAGACGCCACUGGGCGCUCCCCUGAUGACUCUGCACUGCCGGGCAAACCGCGGCCUCAGGCAGAGAUUGACUGUGUGCAGCACCUCAACAACCAGCUGAGGAGGCACCGCCGCCACCGCCGCAUCGCCACCUCUCAGCAACAGAGGGCAGCCCUGAGACGCAUCCGGCAGCUUCAGCAAACACCGGACGUGCGGCCCGUCCACAGAGAGCAGAGUCCCAGCCACAUGGUGACGUGGACCGGUCCCGGCUUCGCUCGAGUCAAAGACGGUGCGGGCCUCGUGUUUACCAUCGACAACAUCCCCUACGCCAUGGAAUACGACAUCAUGAUCCGCUACGAACCCGAGUCCACAGAAGACUGGGAGGCCAUAGUGAGCAUUACCUCUGUCCUGUUGCCCUCCAGUCCCCGCUGUGGAAACCUGCUGCCGACUGAACAGCUCUACACAGUGACCCUGCCGCACCACAAGAGAUACAUCCAGAUGCCCAGGCCCUUCUGUUUCGAGCCCAGCAAUCGUUAUGUGGUGGCGAUCAGGUUCCAGCGCCAUGGCGUCUCACACCGGCAUCUGACAGCCUUCAUCCUCAUCGACUCGCUGGUUCUCAUUCCCAAGUACACUGAGCUUCCUGGUUUCCAAGGCAACGAGCCAGAGGCAGAGCAUCGACGGGAGGAGAUGAUUCGCUACAUGUGUCUGGAUUCCUUCAUGAUCACGCCAAUGCCUGCCCUGGCUGAGAUGUGCUCCAAGCUCAUCUGCAGCAUCUCUGCCAUCAUUCAUGACGGGGCUUUGUCCUGUCAGUGUGACCCUCAGGGCUCCCUCAGCGCUGAGUGUGACAGGGUCGGAGGUCAGUGUCGCUGUAAACCCAACGUGAUUGGUCGACGCUGUGACCAGUGCGCCCCGGGAACCUACGGCUUCGGACCUCAGGGUUGUACUGCCUGUGACUGCCAUCCCGAGGGCUCACUGAGCCACCAGUGUGACCCAGUUACAGGCCAGUGCCAGUGCAGGCAGGGUGCUACGGGGCGCCAGUGCUCAGAGUGCCAGCCGGGCCAGUGGGGCUUCCCCAGCUGCAGCCCCUGCCAGUGCAACGGCCACGCAGAGAGCUGUGAUCCUCACACUGGAGAGUGCAGAGACUGCAGGGACUACACAGCAGGACACCUCUGUGAACGGUGUGUGAAUGGAUUCUUUGGGAACCCGGUGCUGGGCUCUGGGGAACACUGUCGGCCAUGUCCCUGUCCCGGCAACCCUGGAAGUGAUCACUUUAACGGGUACUCAUGCCACGCUGACCACUCCUCGAACCAAAUCAUCUGUAACUGCAGAGAAGGCUACGCUGGACCACGCUGUGACCAAUGUGCCCCUGGUUACUAUGGCAACCCGGAGCAAUCUGGCGGGCAGUGCCACCCAUGCGAGUGCCAUGGCAACAUUGACACCCAGGACCCAGGAUCAUGUGACCCCCGGACCGGCCAGUGCCUGAAGUGUCUGUACAACACCGACGGCCCCUCCUGCGCCCACUGUAAACAUGGUUACUAUGGCAACGCGUUGGCUCAGGACUGCAGACGUUGUACCUGUGUGACUGCUGGUACCAUCCAGUCUGCCUGUAGCGAUGGAGAGUGCCACUGCGACAGGCUGACGGGUGCCUGCCCCUGCAGGGAGAACGUAGUGGGACAUAACUGUGACCAGUGUGCCCCUAACCACUGGAACUACGGUCAGGACCGAGGCUGUGAGCCCUGUGGCUGCGACCUGCAGCACGCCAUGGGAACUCACUGCAACAUGUUCUCAGGCCAGUGUCACUGUCGUCCAGGCUUUGGAGGCAGACAGUGCUCUGAGUGUGAGCAGUUCCACUGGGGAGACCCAAGGGUGCAGUGUGAAGAGUGUAACUGCCACCCGCUGGGCUCAGAGACGGCCCAGUGUGACCGAGUGACGGGGGCGUGCGAGUGCAGGGAGGGAGCGGCAGGGCAGCGCUGUGACGAAUGCGCCCGAGGUUUUACCGGUGUCUUCCCCAAGUGCGUCCAGUGUCACCCGUGUUUCGAGCUGUGGGACGACGCGGUGUGCCAGAUCAAACGGGACCUGGAGCACAUCCAGAACACCGUGGAGAAGAUCCUGGAGAGCGGGGUCACGCCCGGGGUCGGGGACAACCGGAUCAAAGAGCUAGAGAGGAAGCUGAAGCAGGUCCAGGAUCUGAUCAGAGGCGGGGACAGUGAAAGGAUCUACCAGCUGAUUGGACAGAGCAUCGAUGACCUCAGAGCUGAGAUCGCCCUGACCGACGGGCGUCUGAUGGGCGUGGCCCGGGAGCUGGAUGUAGCAGCGACGCAGGACAGGGAGCUGAGACGGACGUUGAGCGACCUGGAGGGAGAUCUGCAGGCCGUCAACUUCACCGUGGCUCAAAAACGCCGCCAGCUGGAGAACUACCUCAGCUCAGGAUUUGCAGAUCAGUUUGAGAAUGUGAAGAAGUACUACCGGGAGUCGAUCGAGGCGGAGGAGAAAUGUAACGCCUCGGUGUUUGGUCCCUCCAGCCCUGUGGAGCAGUCCAGACAAACUCGCACUCAAACUGAAGACCUGCUGAACGCCAGGAGAGACAAGUUCCUGCGCACGGUCGCUGCUCAGAAGAAAUCUCUGGAAGAGCUGCAGCAUAAAGCCCAUGACCUGGAUAAGAAGGUCCAUCACCUCAGUCACAAGGUCUGUGGUGGCCAUAGCAACGCCAGCGCGAACGGCAGCUGUCCAGACAGUCCUUGUGGUGGUGCGGGUUGCCUUGACGAUGAGGGCAACCGCGUGUGUGGUGGGGAAGGCUGUAACGGGACAGUGAGCGCUUCUUUAGCGGCGCUGAAUCGAGCCAGGGACGUCACUGACAAUCUGACCGCUGCCAGUGAGGACCUGCAGCGCAUGGCGAGGAAGCUCCAGGAUAUAGCCUCCCUGACGCAGGAUGUGAAGAACCAGGCUAUGAACACUCUGGAGAAAGCCCAGAGGAAGAAGGACGAGUUUGAAAACUCCAACAAGAAGCUCAAAGAUUUCAUUAAGAAGAUCAAAGACUUCCUCACAGAGGAGGGUGCAGAUCCAGAGAGCAUUGAGAAGGUGGCUCAGCACGUCUUGUCCAUCACUCUACCGGUCAACAGGACCAGCAUGGACAAACUGGUCAAGCAGAUCAAGGAAAGCCUUUCCAACCUCACCGACGUUGAAGGGAUCUUCAACCAAACCUCACAGCAGCUCAGCAAGGCCAGGGACUUGCUUGACAGGGCUAAAGAUGCCAAGAGGCGAGCAGAGGGAGUGAAGGAGACAGCUAAUAGUACCAAGCAGGCGUUGGAUGUGUCUGAGAAAGCCAUCGAGAAGGCAAAGAAAGCCCUGGAGGAUGCAGUCAACAACCUCAACCGCACUAGGAACGCUACUGUUGUGGUGGAUGAGAGGCUGCAGCAGCUGGAGGAGAAGCAGAUGGAGGUCAUGAUGCGCCUGGCCAACCUCUCCAUGGGAGUGGACGCCCUCAGGAACAAGACGGAGCAGAACAGGGAGAUGGCAAAGGACGCCAAGGCGCUGGCGAACAACGCCACACACCUAGCAUCCUCGCUACAGCAUCGUAUGAACGAGACAGAGGAGCGAUAUCGUGAGCUGCAGAAGAAGGUGGAGUCUCUUGGCGGGGAGUCAGGAGGCCUGGACAGUGUCAACGAAAGGGCCAAGAAUAUGAAGAAGGAGGCAGAAGACCUCCUCAACAAGGCCAACAAGGGGAUAGAACAACUCAAGAAGCUGGAGAAAAAGUUCAGGAAUAACGAGCAGCGGAUGCAGAAGCAGCGUGACGAGCUGGCGGAGCUGGAGAGAAACGUCACGGUGGUGCGAGAGGAGAUUCGGGAUCAAGUGCACAAGUACAGCAACUGCUAGUGAGGCUGCCGCCGUUCCCUGUUUACUGUUUGCUGCUGUCGUCCUUCAGCCCCGGCGGAGUUACUGCUGAUGCUGGGACCGGGUUAGGAGAACUCCCAUGAGAAAAAAAAAAAAGCACUGGUACCUCCAUCUAUUCACUACUAUCUGAAGUUUUACACCUUACCUGAUAAAUGUUUUACCGCAAAAUGCCUUUCUAUGUCCAUGUACUGUACUACUUUUUGACGCAAGGAUAUCAACACUCUAUGGUGUUUGUCUUUAAGCUAUGAAAACAGGUUGGGGACCAAUGGAGUAUAUAUUUUUUUGUAUAUGUCCAUUAUAAUUGAUUUCAUAAAUAAUAAGAGAAGAGAUAUAGCCUAUAUUAGAGUAUGCUAUUAUAAAUUGUUUAUUUUGACCAAAACUGCUGUAUUUUUUUUUUUUUUUCUGUAAUUUGACCACAGUACUUAAAUACUAUUUCCAAGAUGGCAUUCCUGCUGAGAAAGUAAUAUGUGACACAGACUUGGAAAUUAUUGCUGUUUAUUUUUGUUAUAAAAUAUAGUCACAAUUACAUAAAAAAUGAAUGCAUAUAGAAAUAUUGUUAAAAGUGAAUCCCAUGCUGAAGUAUGAUUGAGCAGAUUUGAAAGACCAAUAAAUAUGAUACAUUUUGUGUAAUAU